AAAAGGAACUUGUUAAUCAUCAUGUCAAGCAGCCAUAGUUUCAAGCUUCGGUUUGAAAAAAUUGUUGUUUACUGCUGCUUAAAAUUUUCCAGUUCAGAGGAUGGAAAAAUACAAUACAAUGAAGGUCUGAACCAAGGACCAAAAGAUUUUCUGAAUCUUGGAGUCUUAUUAUCCAAGGGAUGAACAUUUCUCGCAUCUCUUGAUCACCUCAAAGAAACUUGACUGAAACGAGACUUGACUCCAUAGCUCCUGUUUAUGAAGAUAGUAGCUGCCCGCAAACGAUGAGAUUUGAGAAUGUAAUCGUUGUUUUUCAUAAAACGCUGCAGGGAACAACUGAUAAAAGUCUCGUAUCUCUCUUUUUUUAAUUGUAAUAAUAUUCACAAUACUACUUUUUUGCUAGUAGCCGGAAGUUGAAAGUAUGAAAAACCUUUCUACAUUUGCCGAUAUGCAAAUUUUUCUGGAAACAUGUAGAUUAAGGCCUUAACAACUUUAGCAGUUUAUUCAGCAUUUUCUUUGUCAACGUCCCUCUUAGAGGUUGAGAACGGGCUAUGCUCGAAACGUCGUUAAUUAUUUUAGAAAAAAAUUUUCCUUAUACAAUUUACUUACAUUGAUCGUUAUUUAAAUUCAUCAUAUUGUACCGCACGCAUUUUAGAAUAUUUAUGGUCUCUCUUAGAGUGUCUAGUUUCAGCAAUGUCUAGACUAGACGAGAAACUGUGAUUUUAGUAUGGCACUAGAACUAUAGUUUUAUAAAAAGGUUUGCAUCUAAUCUCGAUCUAUGCCUCCAUCAAUUUCAUCGUUUUAGAUGACUUACAAAAUUUCAAGUGCCUCAGUUGAAAAUGCACUUGUCAAGGGAAUCCUAAAUCCUAACUAUUCCCUGUUCUAUUGAAAGUUAAAACCAUUUAGUUUCAAUAGUUUUACAGCAAUCUAUAUUUAUAUUGGAGGCAAUUUUGAAUUUGAAAGCAAUUGGUGUGAUAUUGAAUGGAAAGAAUAAACGACUGGGAUGAAUAUUGCUAUACACAGCUGCUAAAUACCUUGUUUUAUUAUUUUCUGGUUACAUGUCUUUAUUUUGUUAUUUAGGGCUGAUACCAAUUUGCCCUUACUUUUUUAGAUUUCUGACGUAUAUGUGAAAUUCAUUAAGGCCACUCUCUUAUUAAGUCCCUUGAAUUUUCUCGUAAACUUCUGCCAAGGCAACCUGUUUACUAUUGAAUCGCAUCAGUUUUGAUCCUUGUUAGAUUAAACGAGAAAUGUGAUAACCAAAGGGUUUAACUCAAACUUCAAAGGCUGAAAGCAACAGCUUGCUUCUAUUGUGCUUUGAAUGGCCAAAAAGUUAAGCAAUGUGUAAUUGAUUUUACCGAUACCUGUUAAAAAGGUUACCAAGGUAUUAUUAAAUAUGAAAAUUCCAUUAAUUUAGUUGAAAAAUGAGGGUAAAAGCUAUAUAGAAUAUUUGUGUUAUGAAUAAUAGCCGUUGUUAUAGUUGUUAAAACUCUCUUUGAAGUAUCCAAAAGUUAUUCGAGGAGAUACAGUGUAGAACUUUAGUCCCCAAAGAAUUAUGGGAAAAAUUGCUUCGAGGGAACGGAUUUCUUGAAAAUGAACCCUUUUGAGCAGUAAGCUCUUGUUUUGUCACAAACAACCUGGUACCUAAUGCGUAUCAAACGAGAAUAGAGGAUACUUAAACUGCAACUUAAGCAAAUUGAUAAAAUAUUAGGCCCGCAAACUAAUUCUUCAAAGUCUGAAAGAUUCUUCUUCCUUGAUAAUGAUAUAGCACCAAUGAUAAUGAUUAUAAUGAUGAUUCCCUUUUCACUUCUUAUAUUAAAUGUUAGAUAUUCUUGUAAUCAAUCUAUUUGACAUUUCAUCAUGCACCUUUUUUAAUUCGGCAUUCAUGUACACGGGACAACCACAUAUCCUAUAUCAUAACAUGAAGGCACGGUGAAGUUUUCAAACACGCAUUAACAACGACCUCUUUAUAUAAGCAUACCCUCUUGGCAUUAAAUAUCCUAUUGAUUUUUAAUUGGCUUUUCUUAAAAUAUAACCCUAAAUUCUUUUUAAGCCAAUCAACAUGACAAUGAUUGUCCUUAUGCAACUAAAGACAUCCCGCCCAAUGCACACAGCACCAAAAUGUCAUUGUGAGCAGCCAGCAGGAUUCCGAUGAGGUAUCUGCUAAGUGGAGUAACGGUUCAAAAGGGAAUCAAAUCAAAUGAGAAUACCUCGGCAAAAAAUGGAAAGAAACAGCUUGAUGUUUAUUUUACAUCAAAGAAUGCACCAUGCCAGGGCGUUAUUGAAACGACAUUAUAACAAGAUUUUACCUGCCAUAAAACACGAGUAUCGUUAUAAAAUGCUUCCAUUUUCAUCUUCAUAAGUAGUGUCGUGUAUGAAGAUUCUUGACAUCAAUGAGAAAUCUUUCCGUGGUUAUUAAGAAAAGAAGGCGUAUAGAACAUUUGUUACAGUGUAAGUGCUUUUGAUCAUUUCUGUUUAAAAUAACUGUUUGAGGCAGAGAAGGCAAGUCCUUGAAGAUUUUCACUGUUUUUGCCAUUUAUUAAGAGAAUUUUUUUACUGUCUCUCCUAAACAUAAAGUACAAAGUUAAACUUAGACAACAGUGUCAUUUUGAAUCGUCAAUGACAGGUUUGCUAGGUAGCUUUGACAAUAUUUUUUGAAAAAUUAACUUUAUUUUCACCAAGUCUUGAGAUUGAAGGUUGAAAGGCGGUCCUGACUAGACGCCAUCUGCCAUGUUCACUAUGGAAUGCUCUGCGUCAUAGUAGCAUAUCAUUAUAAAUAGAUUUCAUCCUCUACAAGAACUUUGGAUUUAGAUUUUCAAAAGCCACAAUCAUGGAUAGCUUAGCAGACUCGCACCCCAUUUCUUUUGUCGGAAAACUUUUGAUAUCUCCAAGUGAACAGUUGAAUUUAUCAGCGUUUGUCUUUUUCGGUCGAAGUAGUCUAUUGUAUGAUUUAUCCCAGAUGAAAAUGCUGGCUUGAAAACUUGAAUAUUGCACAAAUCUAAUAUCUUUUCACUGAUACCCGAAUCCUUUGAGAACUUAGUACCUGAGUUGACGAGUAAAAUAUUCUUAUCAACAUGACUAAGAGCGGUUGUCGCUCAUUUUGCAGUUGCUAUAGAACAUACUAGGACAUGAAAAGCAAAAUGGUUCAAAUUAAUUCAACUCUGGAGUUUGAUAACGAGACUGCGAGGUUGCUGAAUAAACAAGGCUUUGACGACUAUGAAAAAGGCCUAAUAACCUUUUCCCUCAUCCUCCUGGUUUUGGCCGUAUUAUUUGGAAAUAGCCUUGUCAUUGGAAUAUUUUGCAAAUACAGACCAAUACGUACAGUUACAAACUAUUUCAUAGUUUCCCUGGCAACUGCAGACAUCCUAGUCGGACUUCUGUCGAUUCCUAUCUGGAUAACGUAUAUUCAUUAUGACCUCUUUGCAGAUGCACAUGGAAUGGAGGUUUAUCGAUUCUGGGUGUACAUUGAUAUCCUGACUGGUGUAGCAUCUGUGUUAAACUUGACCCUAGUCAGCAUCGAUCGAUACGUGCGUAUCACAAUGGGCCUACAGUAUUAUUCUCUCUUUACGUCUUGGCGUGUCAAGUGCAUGGUUGUUUGUAGCUGGAUGUAUGCAACGAGCAUGGCUUUAAUCAAAGCUGUUUUCUUUGAGUGGGAAAGGCCUAACUAUGAAAUCUUCAUUUUCACCAUGGGUUUUGGCCUACCGCUUUUUAUUAUGGGGAUUUGUCACUUCAGAAUAUUCAAAGCAGCUCAUUCUCAAGCAAAGAAAGUAAGGAGGCAAAGUAUUGUGUCCAUGGAUGACCAGAGACACGAACUGAAAGCUAUUGUUGUUCUUGUUAUCGUUUUAGUAUUCGUAAUAUCCUGGUCACCAUUUUUUCUAGUUAAUCUUUCAUAUGGCCUUUGUCAAACUUGCAAGAUACCUGGUGGUCUGAUCACAAUUUCAAAAUGGCUACACUAUUCUAACUCAGUCUUCAACCCAAUAAUUUACGCUAUGAUGAACAGGGAGUUCCGUUCGGCUUUUUGUGCAUUACUGUCGAGAAGAGCGUACCAGAUUCGAGCACACAAAUCAAGCAUCGCUUAUGACCCAUAUCUAACGCCUGGCUCCGGGUCGAAGGCAGUCGUCAUUUCUCUCGCUUCUUUGCCAACAGAGCAAACCAUUUCCCAACAAGGCCAGGACAGCCUGACGGAAAUCCCAGAAACCUGCGUCUAGACACUUUGUUUGAGGGAGCAGCUCAACGACAUUUUGGUCUUAUUAUUUUUAACUUUGUUGUAAAUUAUAAAGAAAUGAGGUAAUACUCCAAUGCUUGAAUUUUUGUUUUUUUCAUUAACCUAUAUGUUAAUUUGCUUUUGAAAACUUAAAAGCAACGAACAGAAUAACAGCAACGAGAGAAAUCAGCAUUGUAAUCAUAUAAAAAAUUUCCGA
This is a messenger RNA of Rhopilema esculentum, 4415 nucleotides long. Its product is annotated as histamine H2 receptor. Gene Ontology annotation, molecular function: G protein-coupled receptor activity. The record is from RefSeq and is a predicted model, not a curated record. NCBI's taxonomy places the organism in Eukaryota, Metazoa, Cnidaria, Scyphozoa, Rhizostomeae, Rhizostomatidae. Gene Ontology annotation, biological process: G protein-coupled receptor signaling pathway. Gene Ontology annotation, cellular component: plasma membrane.